Molecule: messenger RNA, 1547 nt
Organism: Pseudophryne corroboree (corroboree frog)
Lineage: Eukaryota; Metazoa; Chordata; Amphibia; Anura; Myobatrachidae
Product: oocyte zinc finger protein XlCOF6.1-like
Exons: 2
Coding region: 31-1329 (432 amino acids)
Biological process (GO): regulation of transcription by RNA polymerase II
Molecular function (GO): DNA-binding transcription factor activity, RNA polymerase II-specific; RNA polymerase II cis-regulatory region sequence-specific DNA binding
Source: RefSeq, a predicted model, not a curated record
GAGGGAGAAGAAGAGACGUAUGUGACUGAUAUGAAGGCAGAAGAUAUAGAGAGAGAAGAAGAGACGUAUGUGACUGAUAUAAAGGCAGAAGAUACAGAGGGAGAAGAAGAGACGUAUGUGACUGAUAUAAAGGCAGAAGAUAUAGAGGAAGAAGAAGAGACGUAUGUGACUGAUAUGAAGGCAGAAGAUACAGAGGGAGAAGAAGAGACGUAUGUGACUGAUAUGAAGGCAGAAGAUACAGAGGGAGAAGAGACGUAUGUGACUGAUAUAAAGGCAGAAGAUACAGAGGGAGAAGAAGAGACGUAUGUGAGGGGUGAUCAGCAGUGUAAGGAGGAGGAGAUCCCUACAGAUAUCAGCACAGCAGAUGGACACACAAGCAGGAAUAUCUCAGAAGGACAUCUAAUGUUAUCCCCGCAUUGUGACAUAAAAGAUAAUGGCAGUAUACAGGAUUCUCCAGGAGAUAACCCCAUUACCCGAAUUAUACAUCCAGCUCUAUCAGCUUAUCCCCCUGAUCCUGGGAAAUGUUCUCCUGAUCACUCUAAAAUUGGUGCAUCUGUUACAGCUCUGACAGUAGAUAUAGAGUUUCCCUGUUCUAUAGAUGCAAAAUGUAUUACACAGAACACAAAGCCUGUUACCCAUCAGCCAGCUGAGAGGCCAUUUCCAUGUUCUGAGUGUGGGAACUGUUUUGCAUACAAAUCAGCUCUUGUUAUACAUCAGAGAAGUCACACAGGUGAGAGGCCAUAUUCCUGUUCUGAGUGUGGGAAAUGUUUCGCACACACAUCAGCUCUUGUUACACAUCAGAGAAGUCACACAGGCGAGAAGCCAUAUUCCUGUUCUGAGUGUGGGAAAUGUUUCUCACAGACAUCACAUCUUGUUACACAUCAGAGAAGUCACACAGGUGAGAAGCCAUAUUCCUGUUCUGAGUGUGGGAAAUGUUUUGCACAGACAUCAGCUCUUGUUACACAUCAGAGAAGUCACACAGGUGAGAACCCGUACUCCUGUUCUGAGUGUGGGAAAUGUUUUGCAUACAAAUCAUAUCUUGUUCCACAUCAGAGAAGUCACACAGGUGAAAAGCCGUAUUCCUGUUCUGAGUGUGGUCAAUGUUUUGCACAGAAAUCACAUCUUGUUAAACAUGAGAGAAGACACACAGGUGAGAAGUCAUUUUCCUGUUCCGAGUGUGGGAAAUGUUUUACACAGAAAUCAGAUCUUGUUCCACAUCAGAGAAGUCACACAGGUGAGAAGCCGUAUUCCUGUUCUGAGUGUGGAAAAUGUUUUGUACGGAAAUCAGUUCUUGUUAGACAUGAGAGAAGUCACACAGGUGAGAAGUAAUUUUCCUGUUCCGAGUGUGGGAAAUGUUUUGCACAGAAAUCAGUUCUUGUUACACAUCAGAGAAGUCACACAGGUGAGAAGCCGUAUUCCUGUUCCGAGUGUGGAAAAUGUUUUGUACGGAAAUCAGUUCUUGUUAAACAUCAGCGAUUUCACAGGUGAGAAGCCAUUUUCAUGCUGAGAGAGAAAUAAAUCCGCUCUUGUUGAACAUAUUAGACAUU